CUAUCGUUCGAUACCCUGUGGGCAAUUUGAGAGAGACCCCCAUACAAAAUUUUGGCCUUGUUCUCGCUUUGUUCUGGCUUUAGAGGUACAACCAAAACAAGGCGAAAUGAACUACACGAUCGUGACGUCAUUAGUGUUUUGAUUUAUUUCUCUUCAAAAUGGUACAGUGGUGUUCAAAAAAAAGUAGUAAGACGACGAAAUUUUUUUUUUCACAACAUUUUAUUAUCACUUUUUAACAAUAUUUCACACAGUAAAUUCAUUUUAAGUUUCCAUAAACACUUUAUAACACUCCAGUUAACUGCUAGUGUGCUCCAAGGUGUCCUCAAUCAGCGAUUUUUCGUUGCAUCGAAAACACGGCGAGAUGAUAGUACUCCUUAAUUCCGCUCGAAAUGUGGUGUUGAACUGCAAUUAAAAUCAUUAUUAGCAAGUAGCUGACAUAACACUGCUAAAUUCAACACAUUUACCUACCUUUUAUAAAGAAUUGAAGCAAAUAUAUUGCAUUUUAUCGAUGGCUUCUCGGCACGCGUCUUUCGCUGCAAAACGAUAGCACAAAUUGAACACGAUCUACGGCGUCGCUACCUGUGUGCUUGCGUAUGUGCACUUCUCCGCUCGUUAUCGCUUGACCCCUCCGCUAAGCCAUCCGCAACGGACCCACAAACUCGUGCGCGCCGCGCUUGUCAAAUAUAGAGUGUGGGCACAGUGCGGGAAGACGGAGGUAGAGCGUCGCAGGAGACGGUUCAUUUCAACAGCGAAGGACUAAAAGAAGGAGCACGAGCAUUUUUCAACUGAAGGAGAGACAGAGUCGACAUGCUAAAAUCGAGUGAAUUUGAGUACCUUUGCCCACAGGGUAUAUCGUCAGACGGUUUCUUCCUUAGCUCUUCUUCGUCUUGCUUUGCUUUUUUAUGCCUGGCUAUACAUUCACAUUUUCUCUCGCACUCAAUCUUGUGUCUUGUUUUGAAAUAACUGCCACCAUUAUUGUUUUCGCUUGUGUUUCGACAAGUGUUUCAUCAUGUAUGCUAAAAAACUGAAAAAAUCAGGACAAUUAGCCAAAAUCCGAAAAGCUAAUGAAUCCAACUUUCAACGUGAAUCAAAUUCAUCAGAUCCACCAAGUAAGAUAUCAAUGGUAAUUGAAUUAGAGUGCCAUACAUUCAUUUUUUUCGUUUGUUUGUUUGUGCAGUCGUUCCCACAACAUCUGAUGAUAUCAUCGAAGAAGCCGUCGAGAAUAAUAAUGAAGUUCUUUUGGACGAAGAUGCUGGAGAUUCUAGCGAACCAUCCGACGACGGUGAACCAGAAAUUGCUUUCGGGAACAAACCGUUUAAAGAUUUACUUCGGCUGUGGGCACUUUCCUACAAUGUUCCGCUGAAAACUUUAACCGCGCUGCUAAAACUACUGGACCACAGUACUGAUUUCAACCUCCCUAAGGAUGCGAGAACAUUUUUAAAAACGCCAAUUUUGAUAUCCAAUCAAAUCGCAAAUGUUGCUGGCGGGCAGCUGUGGUACUAUGGGGUAGAAAAAUGCUUACAGCAUUACUUCGGCAAAGAGACACCUGCAACAAGUUUAAUUGCUUUAAACUUGUCAAUGGAUGGAUUGCCCUUACACAACAGUGGACCGACUGAGAUGUGGCCUAUACUUAUGUCCUUGCCUCAUUUGAAACCAAUGCCAGUGUUGGUUGUUGGAAUCUAUUGUGGGUCAUCAAAGCCAGAUAAUGUUGAAAGUUAUCUUAGGCCGUUGGUUGAUGAAUUAAAUUUUCUUCUGGAUCAAGGCACAAACAUCAACGGAAAACUGGUCGACAUUCAGUUACAUGCCAUUAUAGCUGAUUCUCCGGCACGAUCAUUUCUAAAGGGAGUCGCAUAUCACGGUUCAAGGCAUGGCUGCAUGAAAUGCAAGAGCAUCGGAACACAUUUGAAAAGCGCCAGAAAGGUUGUGUACCAAAGCGUGUGUGCAGAUCUCCGUACUGAUAAAGAGUUUCGAGAUGGUGUGUAUAAGGAGCAUUAUAGAUGUAGAAGUCCACUAUUAGAUCUCAAUGAUUUCGAUAUGAUUUAUAAUUUUGUAGUUGCAGACUUACUUCAUCUAAUAGAUUUAGGAAUAGUCAGAAAAUUAUUAUGGGGUUGGGUAUUUGGCACCCUAAAGCCAUUUAAAAAAUUGAAACCUUCUAAGCAACGCAUGAUAUCGGAGCAACUGAUAAAUAUUAAAUUCCCAAGCGAAAUGAAUCGGCAAUUACGAUCUUUGCGUUAUUUAAAGUAUUGGAAAGGAAAAGAGUAUGGAAACUUUUUCCGUCAUGUUAGCAUUCCGAUAUUAAGUGCCAAUCUCAACACACGAGUUUUCGAUCAUUUCAAACUAUUGUAUGUUGCAGUUAUACUACUGACCUCCAAGACAUUUCAACAGCAUUGGGCAUAUGCAGGUAUCUUACUAGAAAGGUUUGUUGGUCAAUUUGGCAACAUUUACCAUGAACAUCAUGUGACCAGUAACGUUCAUAACUUGCUUCAUGUUUUGGUUGAUGUGCAUAGGUUUGGGCCAUUAAGUGAUAUUUCUACAUAUCCAUUUGAAAACAAAUUAUUUUCUAUCAAAAAAUUAGUCAGGAGUGCUCCUCACCCUCUACCACAAGUUGCUAACCGUAAAGUUGAGCUAAAAGAAGUGGAAGUUGCUACAAAUGAUCCAAAACAUACAUUUCCCAUGAUAAAAAUGAUAAAAGAUGAAGUCAUACUGCAGGUGAAUGAAAACUUUUUACUACGCAAAAAUAAUAAAAACUCAUGGUUUUUGACUAAAGACCACACAAUAAUUCAAUACCAUAGCGCAUCAGAAUACUCCGAUGGUUAUAAAAUAGAGGGUUAUAAAGUUUUGAUAAAAGAAAACACAUUUGAAGAUCCCCUUAUCUCUGAUAUCAUAUAUAAUUAUAAGGCAAAAGUAUCGGAUGUAUCAUCUACAUUAAGCCAUGUAUUAGUUAGCGAUAUUAAGUGUAAAUUAGUGUGUAUAGUCUUAAAUAACGAAUUUUUUUUCACUCCUCUUGUUCAUACUAUUGUAAGUGAUUAA
Molecule: messenger RNA, 3030 nt
Organism: Anopheles funestus (African malaria mosquito)
Lineage: Eukaryota; Metazoa; Arthropoda; Insecta; Diptera; Culicidae
Exons: 4
Coding region: 1579-3030 (483 amino acids)
Source: RefSeq, a predicted model, not a curated record